AUGGCGCCUCUUGAAGAAGUUGACCACACGGUCAUCUAUCACGACGAUGUCGCCCAGGCGAACAAGAUUGGUGUUGCCGUCGAAGAAGUUGCGGCAACUCGCAUCUCGGAGGCUGACAUGAUGCGCAAGUCGGCUGAAGCCCUGACGCUGAAGUCCAAGACUGGCCUAUAUAUUUUCGGCUACAUGCUCGUGAUGGGCUUCAACCAAGCGGGUUACGGUAUCGAUUGGGGCGUCAUCAGUGGCAUCAACUCCAAUGACCGUUGGCACGACUACUACGGCUUCCCCAACGCCGGCGUCAUCAUCUCCACGAUCAACGCCCUGAUGCAAAUCGGUGGGUUCCUAGGCGCUCCCUUUCUCAGCUGCGCCGACGUACUCGGCCGCCGCGGUGUCAACUUCCUAGGCAACGCUCUCGUCAUCAUCGCCGCCAUUAUGCAGGCCAUGGCCCCGAAUCUGGCCUGUCUCUUCAUCGGCCGUCUCGUCCUUGGAUUCGGCACGGCGCUUUGCACCGCGCCACAGUACGUCGCCGAGCUUGCGCCAGUCCAUCUCCGUGGUCGCCUCGUCGGCGUCUUUGGCGCGUGCUUCCAGGUCGGCUCGCUGAUGAUGAUUGGCAUCAUGAUGGGUUUGACGAACUGGGACAGCGACUGGCAGUGGAGGAUGGCCUUCUUCAUCCAGGCCAUCUUCCCUCUCUUCGUCUGCCUGACAAUCUACUUCUUGUGCCCCGAGUCGCCCCGUUUCCUCUACAUGCGCGGCAAGAAGGAGGAGGCCCGCCGUGUUGUGGCAAGGUACAUGACGACUGACAACGACAUCAACCAUGAGAUUGUCGACCUCAUGAUCCUCCAGAUUGAGGAGUCUAUUGAAACCACAAAGGCCGGAUUCCGUGCGACCUGGGACUUCCGCGUCUUCUUCACCCGCGCCGUGUGGUUCCGCACUGUUGUCCUUGCCGUCUAUGCCGUCUUCCAGCAGUGGAAUGGCGGCGGAAUCAUCGGGUACUACCUCGCCCCCGCGCUCGACACAAUCGGCAUCACCACGCAGCUUGCUCAGCUCGGCAUCAGUCUCGGCUCGACGGCAAUCUACUUUGUCUUCACCCUCUUCGGCUCCUACAUUAUCGACUUUUUUCGCCGGCGCACCCUCAUCUUCGCCGGUCUGAUUAGCAUGAUUUGCGCGCAGAUUGCCGUCACCAUCACGAGUUGGCAGUACAACCUCAACGAGCAGAAGACGACGGCCAUCUUGACGGUCGUCUGGAUCUAUCUCUUCCAGGUCUGCAGCGCCACCUUUAUCGCGACCAUGCACAACCUCUACCCGGUCGAGCUGCUCUCUCUGCCGCUGCGUGCCAAGGGCAUGGGUUUGUUUUCCAUGUUCCAGGCCAUCGCCGCCGUUGUACACAAUUACGGCAUUGGUAUUGGUGUUGGGAAGGUGGGGUACAAGAUCUGGGCUGUGUAUAUUGUCUACAACUUCAUCCAGAUCUUUAUUAGCUACUAUGUCUUCCCUGAGACGAGUAGGCUGAAUCUGGAGGAGAUUGAUACCAUUUUUGAGACGCCGGGAGGCAAGCCUGUGAAGCUGAGCAUCAAGAUUGCGGAUGCCAAGAGGGAGAAGAGGAAACUUGAUCGCCAGGAUGGGGCAUCGCGUCUUUGA
Colletotrichum orchidophilum is the source of this 1632-nucleotide messenger RNA. RefSeq names its product sugar transporter. Gene Ontology annotation, cellular component: membrane. The record is from RefSeq and is a predicted model, not a curated record. The coding region runs from base 1 to 1632 and encodes 543 amino acids. Gene Ontology annotation, molecular function: carbohydrate:proton symporter activity. The transcript has 3 exons. Gene Ontology annotation, biological process: transmembrane transport; carbohydrate transport. NCBI's taxonomy places the organism in Eukaryota, Fungi, Ascomycota, Sordariomycetes, Glomerellales, Glomerellaceae.